AACCGCCCCGCCGUCCGCCCGUCUCCUGUUCAGUUCCUUCUCCUCCACAAACCAAAGGCUCGCGUCAUCGUCGUCCAGAGCAAGAACAAGAACCGGGAGGGAGAACUCUGGGAGAGAGGGUCCCCUGUUGGUCGAUCCGUUCUUUUGUCGACGCGGCGAUCGAUGGCUUCGAGGAGGCAAGCGCCUGCGCGCGAUGUUCUUGCUCAAGAACACAAGGCCGGCGGCGAUGCUGCCAGGCUUGCCAGGAGAACAAAGUCCAUGGUUGCUCAACAACCAGCCGCAAGAACCCGUCGAGCACUUGUCGACGUCGGUAACCUUAUCAAUGGUCGGGCUGCUCUAGCAGCAGCUGACAAGUGCGGCAAAGCAAUCAGACAGCACAAGGAGAACAACAGGGUGAAGCCCGAAAUCAUUGUUAUAAGCUCAGACUCUGAGAAGGAAAAGAAAAUUCCAGGCAAGAGAGCCGCGUCCCGGAGGGCGCCGAUCCACACCUUAACCUCAAUUCUUACCAAAUGCAGCAGGGCUUCUGAUGGGGUGAUCUCCAGCCCAAAGAAGGCGCCGGCAACAUAUGACAUCGAUGCAUCUGAUGCUCAAGAUGAGUUCGCAGUGGUAGAUUAUGUAGAAGACAUCUAUCGAUUCUACAAGAGCACUGAGGGUACCUGCCGGCCCCUCUGCUCCUACAUGAGCUCACAGGCUGAGAUCAAUGAGAGAAUGAGGGCAAUUCUGACCGAUUGGCUGAUAGAAGUGCACGACAAGCUUCUACUUAUGCCAGAGACCCUGUACCUCACGGUCUACAUAAUCGACCAGUACUUAUCUAUGGAGAGUAUUCCAAAGAAAGAGCUUCAGCUUGUUGGUGUCAGCGCAAUGUUGAUAGCAUGCAAGUAUGAAGAGAUUUGGGCUCCACUGGUUAAGGAACUUUUGUGCAUAUCAAACUAUGCAUUUAGCAGAGAGCAGGUUUUGAUCAAGGAGAAGUCUAUACUGAACAAGCUCCAGUGGAACUUAACAGUACCGACGGUGUAUAUGUUCAUCGUUCGGUACUUAAAAGCUGCCAUGGGUGACAAGGAGCUGGAGAACAUGGCAUACUUUUAUGCUGAGCUUGCGCUGGUUCAGUACUCGAUGCUUAUCUACUCACCAUCGAUGACCGCAGCAGCAGCUGUGUAUGCGGCACGCUGCACCCUUGAUGUGUGUCCGCUGUGGAGCGAUACCCUGCAGCACCACACAGGCUUAUCUGAGGAAGAAUUGCUGGGGUGCGCAAGGCGGCUGGUGAGCCUCCACUCGACGGCUGCGGCGAGCAAGCAGAAGGUGGUGUACAACAAGUACACAGAUCCCAAGCUCGGCGCCGUGGCGCUCUACUCCCCGUCCAAGAAACUGCUGCCGGUCUCUGACUCUGACUGAUCGUUGGCCCACGAAGCUCUUGCGUUGUACCAUCGCUUUGAUGUUACUACCUUGUUUGCUUCUACCUGGACAAAGAGAUGGAAAUCACUGAAACUUUUGCUCUACCAAGAACGCUCAUUGUCCUCAUGAAUUCAUGAGAUUUGUAAAAUCGAACCUGUUUGUUUUGUGACUUAUAUAUGUCUUUUAGAUGAUAUGCAGUAUUUAGUUGGCUAGUUUUCAACAUUGAGAUGUGACGGUUUGUGUUGGCAUCUUGGGUGCAAAUGUGAAGUAAAGCGUAUUGGCGUGUGUGCAUCUAAAA
This is a messenger RNA of Brachypodium distachyon (stiff brome), 1690 nucleotides long. RefSeq names its product cyclin-B1-3. The coding region runs from base 163 to 1392 and encodes 409 amino acids. The transcript is spliced from 7 exons. Gene Ontology annotation, molecular function: cyclin-dependent protein serine/threonine kinase regulator activity. Gene Ontology annotation, cellular component: cyclin-dependent protein kinase holoenzyme complex; nucleus; centrosome. Lineage: Eukaryota; Viridiplantae; Streptophyta; Magnoliopsida; Poales; Poaceae. Gene Ontology annotation, biological process: mitotic cell cycle phase transition; regulation of cyclin-dependent protein serine/threonine kinase activity. The record is from RefSeq and is a predicted model, not a curated record.